AAAAUUAAAUACUUGAUUGAUUCGGAAGAGAAAUGAGUUGAAAUACGAUCCCGGGAUAUUAAAACUUUCCACAGAUCAAUAUUAAAACUUUCCAUGGAAGGCGGCAAGAAGGUCCUCCCAGAAAUACGGAGGGACUGGGUGACAAACCGGUGGGUGAUAUUCUCACCGGCGAGAGCCAAGCGUCCUUCCGACUUCAAAUCCAAAUCGCCGGUGGGCCAUGAGGAGGAACAAUCCAACUCUUGUCCCUUCUGUCUCGGCCGCGAGCACCACUGCGCUCCCGAGAUCUUCCGGGUCCCGCCCGACGACCCCAACUGGAAACUCCGAGUCAUUCAGAACCUCUACCCUGCCCUCAGCCGUGACGUCACUCCUCCUCCUGCCGAUGAGACCCCUGGACAGCUCAUGACUGGGUUCGGCUUCCACGACGUUGUGAUUGAGACCCCUCUCCACUCUCUUCACCUCUCCCAUCUCCCCCCUUCUCAGAUCGCCCUUGUUCUUGGAGCCUACACCACCCGGAUCCUCCACUUCUUGUCAGAUCACCCCUCCAUCAAAUAUGUCCAGGUGUUCAAGAACCACGGUGCUUCAGCUGGGGCAUCCUUGACUCACUCUCACAGUCAGAUCAUGGCUCUCCCUUUUGUUCCUCCUGCUGUUGCUGCUCGCCUCCACUCUAUGAAAGACUAUUUCAAUCGCACUGGGAAAUGUAGUCUCUGUGAAUUCAACUCAAACGACCUUUUGAUUCAUCAAUCACCACAUUUUGUUGCAAUUGUGCCUUAUGCUGCUACUUUUCCUUUUGAGAUGUGGAUCAUUCCUCUCGCUCACUCUCCUCAUUUCCAUGAACUCAAUGCCCAUAAGGCAGUUGACCUUGGGGGGAUCCUGAAACUCAUGCUUGGGAAGAUGGCUUUGCAGUUGAAUAAUCCACCGUUUAAUUUCAUGAUUCAGACUUCUCCUCUUCGGGACAGUGCUUCAGAGUUACCUCACUCGCAUUGGUUCUUGCAAAUAAUACCCCAGUUAAGUGUUGCAGCUGGUUUUGAAAUUGGAACUGGCUGUUACAUAAAUCCAGUCUUCCCAGAGGAUGCAGCAAAAGUUUUAAGGGAAGUAAACGUUUUACCUUCAGAAGGAGAUGAUUAAAAUAAUACAUUAGCUUUGGACAUCUUAUAAAACUAAAAGCUGGAAAUAAAAUUGUUAGGAUGUUCCUACUCUGUAUAAGAAAACCAAUGCGCUCCUAUUGUUAUAUCAUAAAAUCUCCUAUGAGUUUUGGUGCUUGAAACAGGUUAUCCCACCACAUGAAAUACAUGAAUACCUGUUUUGUCCAUUGAUGUGGAUGGAUGUAAUCUCUAUAUCUCUUUUCAUUUUCUUCAUCUCAACUCGUUCCAUUGCUUGC
This is a messenger RNA of Fragaria vesca subsp. vesca, 1378 nucleotides long. RefSeq names its product probable galactose-1-phosphate uridyltransferase-like. Gene Ontology annotation, biological process: beta-D-galactose catabolic process via UDP-galactose, Leloir pathway. NCBI's taxonomy places the organism in Eukaryota, Viridiplantae, Streptophyta, Magnoliopsida, Rosales, Rosaceae. The record is from RefSeq and is a predicted model, not a curated record. The coding region runs from base 94 to 1125 and encodes 343 amino acids. Gene Ontology annotation, molecular function: zinc ion binding; UDP-glucose:hexose-1-phosphate uridylyltransferase activity. The transcript has 3 exons.